Messenger RNA from Papilio xuthus (Asian swallowtail), 2085 nucleotides. RefSeq names its product nucleolar complex protein 4 homolog B. Bases 36 to 1592 code for a protein of 518 amino acids. The record is from RefSeq and is a predicted model, not a curated record. Gene Ontology annotation, cellular component: Noc4p-Nop14p complex; small-subunit processome; nucleolus. The transcript is spliced from 10 exons. Gene Ontology annotation, biological process: ribosome biogenesis. NCBI's taxonomy places the organism in Eukaryota, Metazoa, Arthropoda, Insecta, Lepidoptera, Papilionidae.
AAGUGGUCUCUAAAUCAAUCUUUUUCAAUACAAAAAUGGCUGCAGUACAACAAAAUUUAUCAAAAAUGAUAUCAGCACAGCUACGUAAUAAAGCAACUGAGUUUUUGAACUCUAGAAAACAUGCCAAUAAUGUUGCUGAUAUCUUACAAAUGUUUGAUGCUGAAUCUGAUAAUUACACGCCGCUUUUACUUACUAUAGAAGUAAUAUUUACUGAACUACUAAAAAGGGGCGAUUUGGUGCAAGAAAUCAUACCAUUAAAACCUAUAGACCACAGUCCGGAAGCAGAAUACACAAGAUGGUUGCGGGAAUGUUACGAGGCGGCAUUAGCAAGGUGCCUAGAGUGCGUGAAACGCGGCCGAGUCAGCUCCCGCCUGCAGGCUCUUGUUACUGCAUGCAAGCUGCUGCAGGCUGAGGGGAGAUAUCCUUUAGAACCUACCAACGGGUUUUACUUCCCAUCUGUGCGUUUGAAGAAUAUAUUUACUGUGCUGUUGGACUCGGAGAUAUCAAUGUCAGCACUCAUAGCACGCUUCCAAGAGUUCACAGAGUAUAAAGAUGUGCAGCAGUAUGGUCUCAAAGUGCUCUCCAGCAUUGGUUAUAAGAAAUCACCAUCAUCAAUCUACAUGCAGAAUUACUUAGAGCUCUUGGACAAGCUGCUCGCUGUAGAGAUCCCAACAGAGGCCAAGAAUAAGGCCAAAGAGAGAGAUGAUGAGAAGGAGGACAAGGUGUUGUGCUCUGUUGAAGGCAAGCCAAAGUUUGCAUACCAUCCAAUGGUAUGUCGGCGUCACGCAAACCGGUGCUGGGGCUUCGCAUGCCAGUGGUCGUUGUGUGGGUCGCCGCGUGCACACCGCCGCGCCCUCCUGCUGCUGGUGGAGCGCCUCAUGCCGCUGUUGUCUAAGCCACAUCUAGCUACAGACAUGCUGUGUGACAGUCUUGAUGCGGGAGGUUCAAUCAGUAUGCUGGCGCUGCAGGGAGUGCUGGAGCUGGUGCGGCGACACAACAUAUCCUACCCCGACCUCUACGACCGCCUCUACGCCAUGUUCGAGCCGGAGAUGUUCGCUACGCGCUACAAGCGUCGUCUGCUACAUCUCGCUGAUAUAUUCCUCAGCUCCACGCACUUACCGGAGGGUCUGGUGGCGGCGUUCGCUAAGCGCGUGUCGCGGUUGGCGCUGGUGGCGGCACCCGAGGAUGCGCUGGCGCUGCUGCAGCUGCUAGCCAACCUGCUGCUGCGACAUCCCGCGCUCAAACGCAUGAUUUGCUGCGAUGACACACCCACGCCGCCCCUCAUGUCUGGUGACCCGUACGUAAUGGAGGAGACGAGCGCGAUGGGUUCCCGUGCGCUGGGCUCCUCGUUGUGGGAGGUGAGCGCGCUGCGGCGGCACGCGGCGCCCGCACUUGCCCGUGCAGCCGCCGACGUGCUGGCUGCUGCUGACCAGCGCGCCCCGCCCACCGUGCUCGCGCCCCCAGACGCACAGAUGUUUGAUGCUGAACUAAAGAAGCGUUUCAAGACAAUAGAAAUGAACUUCAUCCGGCCGCAGGGCAUGGCGCUGCCGGCGGCAGACCGUCUCCAGCACUACUGGCAGCUCGCCGCGUGAACACGCCCCGCCCAUCACAGGUGACGUCAUCAUACCAUACAUGUACCAGCGCUUCAGUUGGCACGUCCGACAUACAAGUACUCUUCUACACGACGUGCCAACUUAACCGCAAGGUGCAUUUGAGUUUACACGUUAAGCAGAAGAGAACUGUACCUGUCUAUGGACAAAAAUGACGAAAAAAGUUACAUCUAUUAAAACAUGUAACUUUUUUCGUCAGAUGAGUCAAUAUAUAGUCACUCAAAUGUUUUUAACCAAUCUUUUAGUGUACAGUGAAAGUAAUAUUUGUUUUUUUUUUUUUAUUUAUAGUAAGAAACAAUAUUUUAAAAUAAACGAUGGUUGAUUUUAGAAUCAUAUAAAAUUGAGUUUUGUAUCAGUAAGAGAAAAAAAAAGUGAAUGAUCGACAGAAAAUAUUGAUCAUUUAAUUUUGAUAUGAAUUAAUUACCUAUGUAAUUACGCCAUGUCUAAAAUUACGAGAACGUAAGAAAAAAUAGAA